AUGUCAUCCACAAAGUUAGAUGACGCUAUUAUUGAAAUGCAAAAGAAAUUAUACAAAGAGGAAUGUAUGAAAGAGGCUCGCAUCAAGCGUGGUGGCAAAUUUUAUCCUUUCAGCAUUGAACCAUUGCCAACUGAACGUGAGCGUCUUAUUAAAAAAAUGACGGAUGAGGAGAGAGCCCUCCGUAAACAAUGGUUGGAGGAUCAGAAGCUCUCUCCACGUGAACCUGUCCAUGUUCCUGAAUUUACUCGCAAAAAUAUUUUUCGCCGGGCUCACUCUAAAUUCUUUGAUGGCAUUGCCGGUGUUUUCAGACCGAUUUUGGGACCAAAAUAUACGGGAUAUUUACGCAAAGGUCUUCCAAUUUUUUUGUAUCCUUAUAUCACCCUUUGUAUGCUCUGGUACAAUGUUAAGUACAAUCCUAGGACUUGGGAGACAGGUUUUAAGGGCAUUCGAAUUGAAAAACUUCAUCGUCCCGUCACUUGGCCAGGUACUCCUGAUUUUCCUCAUUCGCCUCUGCUUGAGCGCAAAUUCCAUGAUGAAGAGUUCAGUGAUCGUAAAAUCUUCCUCGGUGAUAAACUCGUUACCAGCAGUCACUAA
Messenger RNA from Rodentolepis nana, 594 nucleotides. The record is from the annotation of a GenBank genome assembly. Lineage: Eukaryota; Metazoa; Platyhelminthes; Cestoda; Cyclophyllidea; Hymenolepididae.